AUGUCAAUACUCAAGUCAUACACACUAUCAAAACUCUCUUACCACAUGUACCUUGACAAAUUCACAGAAUCAGAUAUCAAAUCACUCAACAAAAUAAUCACUUGGUUCCUAUGGUCAUCCAAUCUCAGACCUUUCGAAGAUGCAAAAUCAUUUAAGAAUACAAUGACACUCUCCAGAGCAGUACAUCAUUGGAAAAAUGGUGGCAUUUCAUUGUGGGAUAUGAAACUACGAAAUGACGCUCAACACAUUUGGAUACUAAAUAGAGUAAUUGCAAAUCAAGAUGUCUAUUCCCCAUACUACCAAAGCUGGCGUAACCAGAUCAGACAUAACAAGAUAACCUCACCUACACUCAAACAUUCCAUCCUUCUUUGGCAACAAUUCAGACCAAUCAUGAAAUUACCUCCACAUCAAAUGAAACCAAUAUUGAGUAAUGACGAACCACUACCACUUAAACUCAUAUACCACAACCUUAUCAACCAUCACCACAAACCAGUACUUACAUCAGGUCAAUUCCAACUAUCUCUUCCCCCCACCAAAAUAGACUUUACAUCAACCCGAAACAUCUUCUACUACAUUAACUCCAUCAAACACCACAGAGGUAGAAACACAGUAUUCAGAUUCUUCUCAAGAUCACUUCCUGGUAUGGCAUACAUCAAACAAGACAGUUGUAAACUAUGUUCAGCAAAUGACUUUGACCCACACACACAUUAUUUCUUUAAUUGUCGAGUCAUCCUAAACAAAUUCAACCUCAAACACAUCACACAACAUCUACAAAUUGCCAACUACGAAGACGAAUGGUCACUGGAAAAAUCUACUACUCACUUCUACCUCUGCGAUGAAUCAUCAGACCUAACAGCGAUCAUCUACCACAACAUUUGGAAACAUGUCAGUUCAAUUCUAUUCAGUCAAGAUGACAAAAUACUCGAUUUCUCCAACCAAUCUAUUAUAUCCGACUUCGAUAUCCACAGAAACAUUCUAAAAUUAAUAAACAACACUCCAACACCAGCCAACUAA
Molecule: messenger RNA, 1014 nt
Organism: Heterostelium album PN500
Lineage: Eukaryota; Evosea; Eumycetozoa; Acytosteliales; Acytosteliaceae
Product: Pol
Exons: 1
Coding region: 1-1014 (337 amino acids)
Source: RefSeq, a predicted model, not a curated record